Molecule: messenger RNA, 5808 nt
Organism: Eurypyga helias (sunbittern)
Lineage: Eukaryota; Metazoa; Chordata; Aves; Eurypygiformes; Eurypygidae
Product: fibronectin-like
Exons: 32
Molecular function (GO): protein binding
Source: RefSeq, a predicted model, not a curated record
AUGGGCACAUUUAACAGCAAUUGUCAUAAACUUACACCGUGUCCAUUUACUGCCGUGGGACGCCCUGGCGAGAGGUACCCGUGGGUUCUGCAGGUGUGCUCAGUACUCCCACCGAAAACAGGUUUAGGGCUUGUUUUGAGCACCGACACGGGCAGCUUGCUGGAAACGUCGGGGACUGCGGAGGGCAGCCCGCGGCUCCCGAGAGAAGUGCGAGGGGUUACACCGGUUUCAGUGGAUUUCGGUCCAGUCAUUGCUAGUAGUGUGAGAAUAGGUCUGAGACCUCCAGCUCCUGACUGGCUGCUGACUCUGAUUGCAGGUACAGAGAGUCUAGUCUGUGACAGAGUGAAAAAGCCUGCUAAAGUAGCUUUGCUGGAGUGGACGGAAUCCCCCAGGGGAGGGGAUCCAGACUAUUACAUUGUAACAUACCAGCAAACAGAUGCCUUCAGUCAAAAAAAUAUAAGAAAUGUUUCUACAGUUGAACAGAAAGCUGUCAGUACUACAAUUCUGCUUGAGGAAAAUAAGAAGUAUGAUAUUACCAUAGAAUCCCUAAAAAAUGGCCGAAUUUUAAGUGUAAAAUCAUUUAAGACACGUGGAAUUUCAGAAAAUGACAUCAAAACUUUUGUGACCCCUACUACAGUGUCUUUUAAUUGGAGCACAAUGAUGAAAGACUUUUCAGUGUCAGUUUCCCUGAAUGGUACUUCUCAAAUUGUAAAAAAUCCCAGCGGAUUCUUCGUAUGGAGUAAUUUGACACCUGACACCUUAUAUGCCUUUAAGUUUACAUUUGAACAAUUGCAUCGUGAAUGUGUAAAUGUUUCUCAGUCACUGGAUGUUCAAGCCGAAACAGGCACCUGUUCCCACGGGUGGGUGGCAUUCCAAAGCAGCUGCUAUCGAGUCAGUAAGGAGAGCAAGCCGUGGAAAGCGGCACAACAAACCUGCGAAACGUCUUCACGAGGGGCACAUCUGCUUGACAUAGAGAGUGAAGAAGAACGUAGUUUUAUUUUGUCUUAUCUCCAGACAUUUAGUCAGAUAAUCAUGUUAUGGACGGGUCUUAACGACCUAAAGGAAGAAGGUCAGCUCUUGUGGACAGAUGGAUCUGCUUAUCUUCUAAAGGCUGGCAUCUCGACUUUGUCAAUGAUACCAGAAAAUGAAACUGACUGCUAUGCCCUGCAGAGAGAUCCCACUGGUCCAGACUACUUCCUCACAGGAUUUUUCUGCUAUAUACAGCUACCAUAUAUUUGUGAAUAUGAAUUACCUCUGGUACCCGAAAACUUCACAUUUAGUGUGCGUGAUGUCGAGACAACUGAAGCUGUAUUUAUGUGGAGCGAUACAGACAUGUGGCUUAAGUCAGGCUUUGCACUUAUAAUUAAGUACUAUUUCGAUCAGUGGAAACCGAACAUUCUGAGCUUGCCUGUGAAUACAACUCAAACUAAAAUUGUGCAGUUGUCUCCUGGCCUUUGCUAUAGCUUUUUAUUAGCAGCAAGGAACCCAGAAGGGGCACAGACUAUUUUAAGUCCAAUUCUGAAGGUAGAAACAAGACCAUUGCACUCCCGGAAGUUAGAGGCUAUGUAUGUUUCAUCUGCAGAAAUACAUUUAAAGUGGAAGCCUCCACAGCAUCCAUCUAGUACUUCUUUUCAUUACUACGUCAUCAACAUUUUGGAUACUGAAACCAACAUCUGGGAACAGUUAUCAGUUGAAAAAAGCAAAACUUCAACAGUAAUAGGAAAUGUAAAACCUUAUCAUCAGUAUCAGUUAUAUUUACAGAACGUAGCAGAGAAAGGAACUCUAAGCUGCCAUGAGAAGCCUAUAAUCAUCACAACAGCUAUCAGUCCACCUACAGCUGUUUAUAUUGACCCAGAGGACGUACAAGAAGAGAGUGUAAUCCUUCACUGGAAGCUGCCACAAGAGGGUCAGGAAUCCUACAUUCAAGUGAAACCUAAUGCAGACGUGGGUGAAACCAGGAAGUUUUUAUUAAAGAAUACAGAAGAAUUUAAGAUUGAUCUCCUAAUUCCUGGAAUGACUUAUGAAAUAGCAGUGGCAAGUGUGAAUAAUGGAAAUAUGAGUGAACUGAAGACCAUUCCAUGCACUUUAAAGCCCAAGCCUGUUGAAAUUGUAGUUCCUUAUGUGCUUUAUAGCAAUGCUGUGGUAUUAUUUGUUCGCAUGCCUGAUAUUGGAGUAUUUGACGGCAUAUAUGUUACAAGUAAAGGAGGACCUAAUGCAGCAUUCGUUUUGAAAAGUGAUGGUAAAAUAAUGAUUGAAAACCUUACUGCAGGAACAGAAUAUGAUUUCUGCAUCUCUACAAAAAGUGGGAAAAUGUUGAGCUCCUUUUACCGUCUAUCUGGUGUAAAAACAUGUCUGUCAGCUCCACGCCAUGUACGAGAAGGUAACGUUACAGACACUUCAAUACAGAUUGCUUGGGACCGUGCUGAUGGAGACUUUCAUCAAUACGAAGUCGCAUGUAUAAAUUGUGCAAGUGCUUUCAGGGUCCAGAAGGUCAAGCAAGAAACAGCAACAUUUUCCAACCUUACUCCUGGUAAGGUGUACAACUUUACAAUCCGAACAGAAAAGGAAGGUUUCAGAGACAGUGUUUUUGUGACAAAGGAAAUAGAGACAGUACCAAGUGCAGUUAAAUAUCUGAACUGUAGCAGAGACUCUGAGUCAAUAACUGUUACCUGGCCACCAGCCCAAAAUAUGUUUGAUGGAUAUGUUAUUUCAAUAAACAAUAAGGUCUUCAAUGAGGAAAAAAUGUUACCUGUCACUGUAAGAAAGUACAAAUUUGAAAGUCUUCUGCCAGGCACUGAUUUCUUAAUCAGUAUUGUGACAACCAAUGGAUUAAAAAGAAGUCACCCCACCAUCCUCAAGUCUAGCACCUAUCCUGAUCCACCGUCAGAUUUACAGGUCUUUGGGCAAGAAGAAAAUACAGUCUAUUUUUCUUGGAAACUACCAAGGGGAGGAUUUGAUAUGUUUCAGCUUUCAUACUGUCUGAUGAAUAAUGAAAAGCUGCUUACCAGAACUGUUUAUGGCAGCAGAGCUGUAGUGAAAAAUCUGGCCCCUGGGACAGAAUACUUUUUUCAGUUGAGGACAGUUAAAGGCUUGGAUUCCUCUGUUGCUGUGGAGAAAAAAGUCAUCACAAAACCAGCUGGGAUAUGUGGUUUGGCACUAAGAAUGGUAAAUACUUCUUCUGCAACUUUAACGUGGAAUCCAACCAAGACUAAUUUCACUUCUUACAAAGCAUCUUUAUCAAACAACACCUUUGUAAACAAGUUCAGAAUUCCAGGAGCACUGACUGACUUCAGCGUUACAGGCCUGACUGCUGGAGGCAUUUAUAAUUUCACGCUGCAGAGACUAGGAGGAAAUAUUGAAGGAGCUUCUGCUUUCAUUGAAAUCGUAACAGAACCUGCAAAGCCAGAAGGACUUAAAUUCUUCAAUGUUUCAUCAUAUUCCUUUUCACUGCACUGGAGACUACCGCAUGGAUAUGUAGACAGAUUUCACGUGGAUCUUAUUCCUGAUCAUGGUUCUGUUGUUAUCUUAGAUCUUGGAGUUAGGGGGUAUCAAGCUGAUUUUUAUAAUACUAUUCCUGGAACAACAUACAAUGUUACAGUUUCUGCAGUUUCUUCUUCACUGUACAGUUCACCUGCAAGUAGAACAGUGACAACAAAUGUGACAAAUCCAGGGCCGCCUGUGUUCCUUGCAGGUGAAAGAGUGGGCUCUGCUGGGAUUCUGCUAUCAUGGAAUACACCACUGCAUCCAAAUGGAAGAAUUCUCUCCUAUAUUGUUAAAUAUAAAGAGGUCUGCCCGUGGAUGCAAACAGCUUAUACACAGGUCACAACAAAGCCAGAUAGUUUGGAAGUGCUUCUUACCAGUCUUAACCCUGGAACAACUUACGAAAUUAAGGUUGCUGCUGAGAAUAGUGCUGGUGUUGGAGUGUUUAGCAAUCCUUUCCUUUUUCAGACUGCAGAAAGUGCUCCAGGUAAAGUAGUGAAUCUCACAGUUGAAGCCUUAAAUUAUUCAGCUGUAAAUCUGAUAUGGUUUCUUCCUCGGCAACCAAAUGGAAAGAUAACUAGUUUCAAGAUUAGUGUGAAACAUGCAAGAAGUGGAAUUGUAGUGAAAGAUGUCUUGGUUAAAGUAGAGGACCUUCUGUCUGGGAGGUUACCAGAAUGUAAUGAUAACAGUGAAUCAUUUUUGUGGAGUACCACCACUCCUUCAACUACUUUUGGCAAAUCUACAGUUCCUUCACGGACUACAGUUACAUCAAGUACUGAGGCACUGAGUCAAAUGAGCUCUGUUUGGAAUGAACCAAUUAGUUUUGUUAUAACUAACCUCAGGCCGUAUACCACCUACCUUUUUGAAGUCUCAGCAGUUACCACUGAAGCAGGUUACAUAGACAGUGCAAUUGUCCGGACACCAGAAUCAGUUCCAGAAGAUCCACCACAAAAUUUUGCCACAAGCAACAUUACAGCAAAGUCUUUCUCAGUGAUGUGGGACCCACCAACCAUAGUAACAGGAAAGUUUAGUUACAGAGUUGAGCUGUAUGGACCAUCUGGUCAUAUUCUGGAUAACAGCACAAAAGAUCACAAAUUUGUGUUUAGUAACCUUGUGCCGUUUACAACAUACGACGUGUAUGUGGCUGCUGAGACAAGUGCUGGGGUGGGGCCAAAGACGAACCUUACCGUUUUCACUCCUGCAGACGUCCCAGGUGCUGUAUCAGAUUUACAUCUAGGAGAAGUGGAAGCCACGUACAUAAAAAUUGUUUGGAGGAAGCCACGACAGCCAAAUGGAAUCAUUACCCAGUACAGAGUUAAAGUACAUGUGCAGGAAACAGAGGUGACUCUUGAAAACACUAUUCUCAAAGGAAAAAAUAAGUAUUUGAUUGAUUCUUUGGAACCCUACAUGAUAAGUGAAAACAUCAAACCUUCUCCCACUUGGAAUUCAAUGGAAACAACCAAUGAAUUAUAUGAAGGUUCAGCUGAAAUGUUUUCCAGCAUUCAGAUGGCUUCCCCAGUAAUAUUCACAAGUGUAUCUGGUGAUAAUUUCCUUGCAAUAAAUGGAGCUGCAGAACCACGUUCUGCUUUGGGUAGUCAGUAUGCCAUUAACAUUUUGGCCGAAGAACUGUCAUAUGUUAUAAAGGGCCUUGUACCUUUCACAGACUACACAAUCAGUGUGUCUGCUUUCACUGCUGUUGGGGAAGGGCCGCCAUCAUUUCUCACAGUCAGGACACGUGAACAAGUUCCAAGCUCAGUACAAAAUAUAUCUUACAAGAAUAUUAGCUCUUCCUCUGUUUUGCUAUAUUGGGAUCCUCCAGCAAAUCCUAAUGGGAAAAUUAUUCAUUAUACUGUUUAUGCAAUGGAACUGGAUACAAAAAGAACAUUUCACACAGUAACUUCAAACAACAGCUUACUUAUGACAGGUUUAAGAAAGUACACAAAUUAUAAAAUGAGAGUGGCAGCCUCUACAACAAUCGGAGAAAGUUCUUUGUCUGAAGAAAAUGAUGUUUUUGUGAGAACCCCUGAAGACGAACCAGACUCUCCACCCCAAAAUGUAGAGUUAAUAAAUGUAACUGCAACAGAAAUAAACCUGAGAUGGUUACCACCUGAGCAGCCUAAUGGUCUCAUAACUCACUAUGAAGUUCUAUACAGUGAUUCCAAUGACUUAUUUAUCAAAAAUGCCUCAUCUACAAGUAUAUCACUACGUGAAAUGAAGCCAUAUACUCUCUACAACAUCUCUGUAUGGGCAUUCACCAGACUUGGCCAUGGGAAUCAGUCAUCUUUCCCACUUCUGGUGAAAACUUCUGAAACUGGUGAGUAUAACAAA